ACAGCCCCGGGACCCCGCACCCAUGGGCGGCUGCCGGGCCCCGCCGCCUCCCGGGGGGGCUCCUCGCCGUCCUCGGCCCCCGGUACCGGGCAGCGCCGGCGGGACACAGCCCGGGGACUGAGGGAAACCCGGGAAGAGGCCACGGGAAGCUCGGGAAAUCCCGCGGGAUGGAGAGCAAGGCCGUGGAUCUCCACACCUUCUCCGAGCGGGAGAACGGAUCCGAGCUGGAGGAGCCCUUCGAGGGACGGAGCCUUUCCAAGCUGAACCUCUGCGAGGACGAUCCCGGCCGGAGGACGCGGCCCUGGGCGCGCGGCGGCCGGAUGGGCUCGGUGGCGGCGCUGAAAUAUUCCGUGGUGGGGCUUUACCUCCUGGUGCUCCUCAUCCUGGUGGGAAUCUUCAUCCUGGCAGGUGAGGCCGGCCCCGAGAACUUUCCGGAGAUUCCACGGAAUUCCCAGGCCGGGAGGG
Molecule: messenger RNA, 465 nt
Organism: Pyrgilauda ruficollis (rufous-necked snowfinch)
Lineage: Eukaryota; Metazoa; Chordata; Aves; Passeriformes; Passeridae
Product: scavenger receptor class A member 5-like
Exons: 3
Source: RefSeq, a predicted model, not a curated record